AUCAUCAGCAUCUCGUUCCGUCUCUUGACCAAAAACAGCGGGCCGCAGCGACUGGAUUCGCUUAGAAGCAUCCAGAGCCGGGCCUUGUCUUCAGUCCCUCAGGCAGCAAUCUCUUUCUUCCCCAAGAUAGAAUUUCCAGGGUGCUCGACAAUGGAAACAAAGGAAAAAGGUGAAAUAUGUGACUGUAAGAUCAAACUGAGGGACAAUCCUAACAGGCGGAAGGACAAAGUUUAUGUUGGAUGUGGAGCAGGUUUUGGUGGAGAUAGGCCACUGGCUGCUCUCAAGUUGCUUCAAAGAGUGAAAGAGCUUGACUAUCUUGUGCUUGAAUGUUUGGCUGAGAGGACACUAGCUGAUCGCUUCCAGGUUAUGAUGACUGGAGGAAAAGGCUAUGAUUCUCGAAUUUCAGAUUGGAUGUCGCUGCUUCUGCCUUUAGCUGUGGAAAGAGGAGUUUGUAUUGUCACUAAUAUGGGUGCAAUGGACCCACUUGGCGCACAAAAAGAAGUUCUGGAUGUUGCAAAUGAUCUGGGACUCAAUAUAAUUGUCUCCAUUGCUUAUGAGGUUUCUUUGGACAAAUUAGGACUUCAUUUGUCAUCUGAAGGAUCUGAUAAAAGGCAAGGUGAUAAACAAUCCAUAUGUGCUGUACCAAGAAAUGUAGCUGAUAUUUCAGCUGAAUGCAUGAAGGGUAUUAGCACAUAUCUAGGAGCAGCUCCCAUUGUUCAGUGCCUAGAGAGAUAUGAACCAAAUGUUGUGAUUACUUCUAGAGUUGCUGAUGCUGCACUUUUCUUAGCACCAGUGGUAUAUGAACUAGGUUGGAACUGGAAUGACUUCAAACAGCUAGCACAAGGUGCUUUAGCUGGGCAUCUUCUUGAAUGUGGUUGUCAACUCACUGGUGGAUAUUUCAUGCAUCCAGGAGAUAAAAACCGGGAUUUUUCUUUUGAACAACUUUUAGAUUUAUCACUUCCAUUUGCUGAAAUUAGUUGUGAGGGAGAAGUAUGUGUAGCAAAGGCAGAUGGUAGUGGAGGUGUUUUGAACUAUAGUACUUGUGCCCAGCAGCUUCUUUAUGAGGUUGGAGAUCCUGGUUCGUACAUUACUCCUGAUGUGAUCAUAGAUUUGCGGUAUGUCUACUUCUGCCCAUUAUCCAACGACAGAGUUCUCUGUGAUGGGGCAAAACCAUUUAAUGUCCAAAGCCCUGACAAACUUCUGCAGUUGAUUCCACUGGAUUGUGGAUGGAAAAGUUGGGGAGAAAUAUCUUAUGGAGGAUAUGGAUGUGUCAAACGUGCUGAGGCUGCAGAGUUUCUGGUUAGGUCAUGGAUGGAUGAAGCAUAUCCUGGAGUUAAAGAUUGUAUUGUCUCAUAUAUUAUUGGACAUGACAGCUUGAAAGCAACUGGAAGUGAUAGGGUUACUUACUCUAUCGAGCAUGUAAUGGAUAUAAGACUUCGUAUGGAUGGUUUAUUCAAGCUGAAGGAGCAUGCAGUUUGCUUUGUCGAAGAGUUUACAGCUCUCUACACAAAUGGACCAGCUGGUGGUGGUGGAAUAUGUACUGGACUCAAGAAGGAGAUAAUUCUUCAAAAGGGACUGGUUGAACGUGAACGUGUUUUCUGGCGAACAGAAAUGAUGAGAUCAAAUUCUACACAUCAAUGUAUUAAAGGUGCAGCAUGUGAUGAAUCAGAUCAAACCCACGGAGAACAAACAAAACCAAUAGUUAUCCCAAAAGUCAUUUACGCGAACAGCACGGUGUCCUCAGCACUUGCAGUUGCUGCUCCAUCGAACAAGAAAAUUCCUCUAUAUGAAGUUGCCCAUAGCAGAGCUGGUGACAAAGGAAAUGACUUGAACUUCUCCAUCAUCCCUCAUUUCCCAAGAGAUAUUGAGAGGCUUAAAAUGUUUAUUACACCAAAUUGGGUCAAGGAGGUGGUGUCACCUCUUCUUGAUGCUUCAUCAUUUCCUGAUCCUCAAGCUAUCAAGCAGAGAAGCAAUCGGCUUGAGCAGGUGAUGGUGGAGAUCUAUGAAGUCACCGGCAUUUAUUCUUUGAAUGUUGUGGUGCGAAAUAUUCUUGAUGGUGGUGUCAAUUGUUCUCGAAGAAUAGAUCGACAUGGGAAGACUCUGUCUGAUCUCAUCUUGUGUCAAGAGGUCAUGCUGCCUCCAUUUCCACAUGAAAGCAUCUGAAAUCCAUUUUUAUUCGCUGUUGAAUACCAAACUUCCAGAUCUACUUAACACCAAAUAGAGGGAUUCUUUAUUCCAAACCGUCAAUUAUGUGCAUGAAACCCUCAAAAAGCUCAUGAAUGACAGCAAUUUCUUUACUGCACUGUGAUGCUUCUGUUUCUUUAAUUUACCCCAAGUUCAAAGACAAAAGGAAUGAUUUAGGUCAUGAACCUUUUCAAUAAAUUAUAAAACCUUCAAGCUUUGUUAC
Messenger RNA from Phoenix dactylifera (date palm), 2407 nucleotides. Its product is annotated as propionyl-CoA carboxylase. The record is from RefSeq and is a predicted model, not a curated record. NCBI's taxonomy places the organism in Eukaryota, Viridiplantae, Streptophyta, Magnoliopsida, Arecales, Arecaceae.